Schistosoma intercalatum is the source of this 657-nucleotide messenger RNA. The record is from the annotation of a GenBank genome assembly. Lineage: Eukaryota; Metazoa; Platyhelminthes; Trematoda; Strigeidida; Schistosomatidae.
GUAUGAUCCGGAAUUAGUACUUGUUUCCGCUGGAUAUCAUUCUUCAUUUGUCUGUCCUGUGGGUGGUUCUUAUCUGAAUACUUUAAGUGAAUCAAUUGGUCAUACUUUUUCUGCUCUAUUAGAUGAUCCAAUGAAACCAAUCAAUCCAAGUGUACAACCUUUCGUUGUCAAAGUUACAAAAAACUCAAUAAGAGACAAUGUGGUUGCUGGCAAUAUACAGCGAAAAGAAUGUACAUUAUUCAGAUGUUCAUUUAGUGAACUGCUAACAUCUAAGCGGCUAUCACUCAAUAUUUAUCGCCAGGACCGACCAAGAAGAAAGAAACGGAAACUUGUUGAAAUACUUUGCGCUGAGAAUUCUAUAUUGUACCAAAAAUAUAAUAUUGAAUAAAGAUGAUGAUAAUAAUAAUAAAUAAUAAAAUAUCCUUAUUUCACGAAUUCAUUUUUUCUUUUCACACCAUAUUCUCUGUGUUUGAACGUUUCUUUUAUUACUAUUGAUAUUACUAUCCCUGUUUUCUUCAAUUCGGUCUUCUCAAUCUUCUACUGCUAACCAUUCCACUUCUAAUUAGUGUUACAUACUACUUAUAAUUCUUGAUAUAAGUAGCAUCGACCACACAUCAAUCUGUAGCUGUUAUUCAAAUCACCUUGAAAGGAUCUAUU